UCCCAAAAGGUUGCACAAGCAUAUGCUCAACAACAUAGAAGACAAGAGCCAGAUUCUAAGUCAGUGAGAGUUCAGGAGACCACUGUUAAAUGCAAAAGAAGAGCUGCUUUGUUGCCUACUAGACAACACCAUGAGCAAGAACAGAACACAUUGCAAAAGCGUUCAAAGGGAAAACCAUCUUUGUGUUGUAAGGCACUUCAUUUUACUAAUGAUUCUUCUUUUGAAGUGGAUAUUGGAAGAAUAGAUAUCAAAUGUCAUUAUUGUGGUGCAUUAUAUUUUCAAGAAGAACAAACUGGUGGAGACUUGAACCAGUUUAUAUCUUGCUGUCAUAAGGGUGCUGUUGUGCUGCCACUCUUUUUGAAUUUCAUGAUGUGCUAA
This is a messenger RNA of Dentiscutata erythropus, 378 nucleotides long. Lineage: Eukaryota; Fungi; Glomeromycota; Glomeromycetes; Diversisporales; Gigasporaceae. The record is from the annotation of a GenBank genome assembly.